Messenger RNA from Calidris pugnax (ruff), 1326 nucleotides. RefSeq names its product corticotropin releasing hormone (gene CRH). Gene Ontology annotation, biological process: positive regulation of cortisol secretion; negative regulation of epinephrine secretion; negative regulation of glucagon secretion. Gene Ontology annotation, cellular component: extracellular region. Lineage: Eukaryota; Metazoa; Chordata; Aves; Charadriiformes; Scolopacidae. Gene Ontology annotation, molecular function: corticotropin-releasing hormone activity. The transcript has 2 exons. The coding region runs from base 302 to 823 and encodes 173 amino acids. The record is from RefSeq and is a predicted model, not a curated record.
CUCGGCCCAUCGCCUUCUCCGACCGGGCCCCCAUGAUUUAUUCAGCAGCGGAGCGGGGCACGCAAUCGGGCUGUCACAGCAGAAGCGGCGUCAGCUUAUUAGGCAAGUUCUGCGUGAUUCCAGGAGAGGGUCUAAAGCUAUAAAAAUCCCGCGCCCCGGCUCCGCUUUAGGACCGAAUCUCAUCCCGAGUCUCGCCAGGAGAACCGGCUCCCGGGGAGAGAACGGGAGAGAGGAAGGGAGAACCGCCGGGCACCGCAGAGACCCCCGACACCGCUCCAGGUCUUUUUUUUGGGCCCCGACCAUGAAGAUCCCGCUGCUGGUCUCCACGGGAAUCCUGCUGGUGGCCCUCCUGCCCUGCCAGGAGUGCAGGGCUCUCAGCAAGAACCCGGUGGCCACCACCCACGGGGCUCUGCACCAGCCAGAUUUCUUCCAGCAACCGCCACAGCAGCAGCAGCAGCAAACUCUGCCCGUCCUGCUCCGCAUGGGAGAAGAGUAUUUCCUGCGCCUGGGCAACCUCAACAAGAGACCCCUUGGCCCUUUCUCCACCUCUCCCAACGGCAACGACCACCUACAGCCCGAAGCCUCCGCCAACGACUUUUUGCGGGGGGCGGCGGCGAUGCCGCAGCUGCGCUCGCCGGGGAGCCCCCAGGAAGGGGAUGCCGAGGGUGAGGCCGUGGAGAGGGAGAAGAGAUCCGAGGAGCCCCCCAUUUCCCUGGACCUGACUUUCCACCUCCUGCGAGAAGUCUUGGAGAUGGCCCGAGCCGAGCAGUUGGCCCAGCAAGCCCACAGCAACAGGAAACUGAUGGAGAUAAUCGGGAAGUGAAGCGGCCCCUCCCCGCCUUGCCAAAGAGAUUCCGCCCGUUAGCACAAGGAGAAUUAAUUAACUAACAACCGUCCGAUGUACCAUCCGUGCUGCUCUGAUGCCAUCUCUUUAUUUUUAUAUAGCUUUAAACCUAGAAGGGUGUCCUCCGAACAGCCUCCGUCCCCUCGACUCGCAUGCACAACCGUGUACCAAGUGCAGACACACGAGUGUCCCUUCGUAACCUCCCCUACCUUUAUUUAUUUCUCCAUUUCCCAGUUGUUCUAGUGCCAUCGCUGCGUUAGGGAUGUGGGAGCGUCGGGAGAAAACGGUGCCAAGGAGACAGAUAACUUUUCUGCUGGGGGGCAGGGAGGUGGGAGGGGGAAUCUCUGUAAGCUACUUUAAAUCCACUUUUUGUUUGUUUGUUUGUUUGUUUGUUCGUUCGUUUCCUGUAAAACGUUUUCACAAUAAAACAUCUUUUCAGCGCUCGGUCGAUUUUGUUGUGUAAGAGAAUGUUUAAUAUUUAU